AAACCAGUGAAGUCAUUCAGAACAUAUGAGUGUUGAGACAAGCUUGCAAAGUGUAAAGUCAAUCAUAGGAAAGUCCCCCCCUGUUGGAAACCUUAACAAACCUUGCUGUUUUUGUUGUUGCCUUCAACAGUAUCUAAAUGCUUUUGGAUGUGGAUAUAUUCCAAGGACGUCGCUUUGCAACUUUCAACAGAGAGGUCCACUCAGCAGGAACCGCCAUAUUUGAUGGAGUCCCAUACUAUAACAUUAGCUGUACAUUGAAGGUGGUCUGUUAAAGCGGCCUGGGUGAUCAACCUGAGCCUCUCAAACUACCCCUCCAACCUCAUACAGUAGCCAGACAGUAGCUUCUCUGAUCUAGCUGCAAUGAACGGUGUGAUAGAAGGUGUAUAUGAGCCAGUGCAGCACCAUUGGUUCCACUGCGAGCAGCAGGUGGACUGUAAAGACUCCUGGUUCCCUUUCAGCAGAGAGGACUCAUCAAGGCUGGAAGAGGCACACAAACAUGGGGAGACCCGCGAGGAGGAGGAGAUGGUGGUAGCCACAGAGGGUAGGCGGUUCGAUGUGAGGCUGAAGGAGAGGCGGCGCUACGCGGUGUACUGGGAGCAGCCCCCCUCGGAGGUGAGGCGCUGCUCCUGGUUCCACAAAGGAGACAAGGAUAUCUCCUACACCCCUUACCCAGAGCACACCAGCCUCGUCCUGGAGGAGGCUUACAUGAUAUCAGUGACGCUGAAUGACUGGACGAGGAAGUUAGAAUUCCCCACUGGAGAAACGGUGGUGUUGCACAGUCGUAUGCUUAUGACACAGCAACAGACAAUCCCCUCUAGGUACUGGAUAAGCUUCCCCUCUGCCUCUGAGCAAAGUCGACCCAGGACCGUAAAAAGGGGGCUGGAGGAUAUUUCAAUAGAGAUACCUGAAGGAGAGCCUUACCAAGUGGACCACCUUGUCUUCAUGGUACAUGGCAUUGGACCGGCCUGUGACAUCCAGCUGCGUGGGGUCGUUCAAUGUGUGAAUGAUUUCCGCGAUGCUUCACUCAGCCUGCUGAGCAGUCACUUCAAGCAGAGCCAAGAUGGCGCCCACAUGGGCCGUGUGGAGUUCCUGCCAGUCAACUGGCACCGGGUGCUGCAUGGGGACGCCACUGGGGUGGACGAGGAUAUCCAGAGGAUCACCCUGCCCAGCAUCAGUCGUCUGCGUCAGUUCAGCAACGGCACGGUGCUGGACCUGUUCUUCUACAACAGCCCCACCUACUGCCAGACCAUCAUAGACACCGUGGCCUCAGAGAUCAACCGCCUCCACCACGUAUUCCUUCAGCGCCACCCACAAUUCACUGGUGCAGUGUCACUGACUGGACACAGUCUGGGUUCUCUGAUCCUCUUUGACCUUCUGACAAAUCAAGAAAUACAUAACACAGAUGAAAAGAUAAGUAGCGUCAGCAGCCCAAGUGAAGCAACCUCCAUUAACUUUGAGAGCUUUGAGGAAACACUUAGGAAUUUCGGAUUGGGCAAGUUUUUCCAAAUGCUUACAAAGGAGCAGAUGGACUUAGAAUCACUGGUAAGUGUGUGUGUGUGUGUGCAGAGUAGCGUCAGCAGCCCAAGUGAAGCAACCUCCAUUAACUUUGAGAGCUUUGAGGAAACACUUAGGAAUUUCGGAUUGGGCAAGUUUUUCCAAAUGCUUACAAAGGAGCAGAUGGACUUAGAAUCACUGGCUCUCUGUUCGGAGACGGACUUGAAGGACUUGGGAAUACCCUUGGGGCCUCGCAAGAAGAUCAUGUGCUUGUUGAAGAGAUGGAGAGAGAAGCAGGAAUCCAGGACAGGAACGUCCCAGCCAGUUCCUGGCGUUCCAGGUGUGUAUUCCCAGGUCCAAGAACAACCAACGCUCCUCUCAGACGCCCCCUCCACCAGCCCAGUGGAUUACAAGUACUUUGACAUUGGYAUUGGCCAGGUGUCCAUUGUGUACCCUCAGCUGGCCUUCCAGCCGCAGGCCUUCUUUGCCUUGGGUUCUCCUAUAGGGAUGUUCCUAACGGUGCGCGGCCUGAAGAGGAUCGACCCCAAAUACAGCCUCCCCACCUGCAARAGCUUCUACAACAUCUUCCAUCCAUUUGACCCGGUGGCCUUCAGGAUUGAGCCCAUGGUGGUGUCUCCAGGGGUGGACCUUCCCCCAAUGCUAAUCCCACAUCACAWGGGCAGGAAGAGGAUGCAUCUCGAGCUGAAAGACAGCUUGAUGCGAGUCAGCUCAGAUCUGCUGCUCUCAAUCAGUACUCUCCGUGGUGUGUGGCAGACCCUCACCACACUACCUGUCAACACACUUCCCCCAGUGGCCAGUGUAGGAACCACAUCUGCACUGCCACCUCAGGAGUCAGAAGGUAGUAGGGCCCAAAACGGUACCGUCUCACCCACAGAGAUGAAGAAUAGCAGUUUUGGAAUGUUGAAUGGUGGACGUCGGUUUGAUUACGUCCUUCAAGAGAAACCCCUAGAGAGCUUCAAUGAGUAUCUGUUUGCCAUUCAGAGCCAUCUCUGCUACUGGGAUUCUGAGGAUACCGUGUUGCUGCUUUUGAGAGAAAUCUAUGAGGGGAAGGGAAUCCUUCUCUAGMAUCUCCAAAUGUCCAUGUAAAGCAGGGGUGGGCAAUUCCAGUCCUCGAGGGCCUGAUCAGUGUCACAGUUUUGCCCUAGCUAACACACCUGACUC
This is a messenger RNA of Salvelinus sp. IW2-2015, 2676 nucleotides long. NCBI's taxonomy places the organism in Eukaryota, Metazoa, Chordata, Actinopteri, Salmoniformes, Salmonidae. The record is from RefSeq and is a predicted model, not a curated record.